Messenger RNA from Tetrapisispora phaffii CBS 4417, 2469 nucleotides. RefSeq names its product Sla2p (gene SLA2). Gene Ontology annotation, molecular function: clathrin light chain binding; actin filament binding; phosphatidylinositol-3,5-bisphosphate binding. Bases 1 to 2469 code for a protein of 822 amino acids. The record is from RefSeq and is a predicted model, not a curated record. The transcript has a single exon. Lineage: Eukaryota; Fungi; Ascomycota; Saccharomycetes; Saccharomycetales; Saccharomycetaceae. Gene Ontology annotation, cellular component: clathrin-coated vesicle; actin cortical patch. Gene Ontology annotation, biological process: clathrin coat assembly; actin filament organization; endocytosis.
AUGGGUAGAGGUGCUGGCGAUUUGUCAAAGGCUGUUAAGAAGGCGUGCUCGAUCGAGGAGACUGCACCAAAGAGAAAACAUGUCAGAGCUUGUAUUGUGUACACUUGGGACACGCAUUCCAGCAAAGAGUUCUUCCACAUUCUGAAGAAUUCCACUUUGUUUAACGACCCUGUGCAAUUAUUCAAGAUGUUGACUUUAAUCCAUAAGGUCAUCCAGGAGGGCCAUCCUAGUGCGCUGAUCGAGGGUAUUAGGAACAGAUCAUGGAUAAAGUCGUUGGCUAGAAUGUCGGACGGUGAAAACAUGCGUAUGCACGGUGAUGGGGAUGGAUACGAUAGGCUGAUCAGAAAAUAUGUCGAGUUUUUAGUUCAGAAAUUGAAUUUCCAUGCGCACCAUAGAGGUUUCAGAAACGGUACCUUCGAAUACAAGGAGUACAUUUCUUUGAUCAGUAUCAACGACUUGGACCAAGGCUAUGAAACUAUUUUACAAUUGAUGGCUUUACAGGACCAGGUCGACGAGUUUUCGAAUUUUGUAUUUGCAUCCAUCAAUAGAGGUGCGAACAAUGAUCUGAAGAUUUCCUCAUUAGUUCCACUGAUUUCAGAAUCAUAUGGUAUAUAUAAGUUCAUUACCUCCAUGGUAAGAGCAAUCAACACUCAAUUGGAUGACGAUGGUGUGUUGGAUUUGUUGAAAGAAAAAGUUGAACAACAACAUUUACGAUUAUUCGAAUUUUAUGCCGAUUGUUCUUCAAUCAAAUUGUUAUCGAGCUUAGUGACAAUUCCAAAGUUGCCAAGAGACCCACCAAAUUUAACGGCACAAUUAGACGUGGUCCCACAAACAUCGGAAAGUCUCGCAAAACCACAAGAGACAAGACGUGCUCCUUCUCCACAAAAGAGAAGCGGGACAGUUUCUCCUCAGCAACCACCAAGACCUCAAAAGGCAACUGCUACUGGGUCCACACAUACGGCUCCUGCAGUGCAACCAACUCCUGCACAACACAUGCCGGCUACAACCAUAGCUCCGUUGGUACCAAUGUUAACAGCUGCUGCAUUCCCGCAAGCUGCGAUGAUGACCGGUGGUAGUUUUAUUAAUCCUGUAUUAACCGGUGGUCCAAAUAUGUUCUUAAACAUGCACGAUCAAACAACUGGUAAUGCAGGUUUUGGUACUGCAGCUACAGGUUCAUUAAGUAAUGCAGCUGCCGUUAAUAACAUGCAACUGAACACUUCACUAACAGGUGGGAAUAAUAUUACAGGCACGUUUCCUAUGCAACAACAAAUGCCAACAACAACAUUUGGUGCUACUUUCAAUACCUCUCAAAUGACUGGUGGUAUGAUGCCUGCUCAGAUUACUGGGGGAUUGGUUCCUGCCCAUAUGACUGGUGGUAUGAUGCCUGCUCAGGUUACCGGGGGCUUGGUUCCUGCUCAGGCUACCGGAGGAAUGGUGCCUGCGCAAGCCACUGGAGGGAUGGUUCCUGCUCAAUUGACAGGUUCAUAUAAUAAUCAUGUUGCUGGUCAAGUUACAGGAGGCAUGGUUCCUGCGCAAUUAACCGGUUCUUUCAAUAGUCAAAUGUCUAGCCAACUGACUAGUAAUGUGGUCUCGGCACAAGGAACCAACGGUAUGAUCUCAAAUCAAAUGACUGGCGGGUUCCAACCCCAAGUUCAAUCUCAAUCUCAACCACCUAACAAUUUUAAUAACUCUAUUCCGGCUCAAGUUACAGGCGGUUUCAAUUCAAACAUGCCAGCGCAGUUGACCGGUGGUGUUGUUCCAAACAUGGGAAUGGCCAACACUGGUUUCGGCAAUGCCACCACUUCAACACAACAACAAUUCACUCAUAAUAAUCCAAUGCAAACAAAUACAUUAGCAGCUGGUGCUGCUGGUACUAUGUUGAACCAACUGGAAGAAAACCAAAAAUUAUUAGAACAAUAUGAUAUUCAAUUACAAAAGAAUGAGUCAGAAAUGAAUGAGAUCAAGGAACGCUUGUCAACCACGACUAAGGAUUUAACGUCGGUGCAAGAAAGAUAUGAUGCCCUUUCUAAGUUAUAUUCACAGCUUCGUCAAGAACAUUUGAGAUUAUUACCUAGGGCACAAAACAGCACCCCGGAAGAAACAUUAGAUUUUGUGUUGCAAGGUGCUAUUAACAGUCUACAAUCCACACCUUCCUCUAAAAUUAUCUCAAAAUAUGCUACUGAUUUAGCUACGCACAUGAAUAACUUUAUCUUUUCGAAGAAUGAUUUUAACAAUGUUGUCUACGCUGCAACUUUAUUCAGUAGCUCCAUCACGUCAUUGUCAAGCUCGGCUGCCAAUUCUACUAAUCAAACAGAAAGAGAUAAUGUGCAAAGAGUUGCCUAUCAAGCCCAAACUUAUUUGAAUAAACUAAAGUCGACUACAUUAGCUCCCCUUUCGACAGAAGCAAAAACGGACGCCGUUAUCAAUGCCAACAUAGAAAUGCAAAGAACUUUACAAUUAUUAGGGUAG